Vidua chalybeata is the source of this 1026-nucleotide messenger RNA. RefSeq names its product nudix hydrolase 5 (gene NUDT5). NCBI's taxonomy places the organism in Eukaryota, Metazoa, Chordata, Aves, Passeriformes, Viduidae. Gene Ontology annotation, molecular function: ADP-ribose diphosphatase activity. The transcript is spliced from 9 exons. The record is from RefSeq and is a predicted model, not a curated record. The coding region runs from base 130 to 630 and encodes 166 amino acids. Gene Ontology annotation, biological process: nucleoside phosphate metabolic process; ribose phosphate metabolic process. Gene Ontology annotation, cellular component: nucleus.
AUCCUGUUGUUCAGACACUGUUGACAGAGCAUUUCACCCAGAUCAGAAUGAAACUACUUGAAAUGGAUUAAUUGUCUAUAUGUAUGUCUGACAUUUGAAUAGGAGGGGAAAAACCUGACAUUCCUGAAAAUGGCAGCUGAGACAUCCACAGAAGUUGCAAAAACAGCUAAACAGUUCGUCCUUAAGGAAGAGGUAAUUGUAGAAAGACAAUGGUUGAAGCUUGCAGAAACAACUUACACUGAUCCCUUUGGGAAAACCAGAACUUGGGAAACUGUAAAACGUACUGGCAACAAAAAGGGAGUUACAGCUGAUGGUGUAGCAGUGAUAGCAGUGCUGCAGAGAACCCUGCACUACGACUGCAUUGUCCUGGUGAAACAGUUCAGGCCCCCAAUCAAUGGCUACUGCUUGGAAUUUCCUGCAGGCCUCAUUGAGGAAAACGAGUCAGCAGAAAGUGCUGCGCUUCGAGAGCUGAAGGAAGAAACUGGGUACAAGGGGGAAGUCAUUGAAUGUACUCCAGCUCUGUGCUUGGACCCAGGAAUGUCAAACAGCACAACACACAUUGUGAGCGUCAUCAUUAAUGGAGAUGAGGCUGAGAACACAAGACCUAAGCAAAACCUUGGUGAGUUUUAAUUUGUGGAAGUUGUUUCACUUCCAAAGAAUGACCUACUGCAAAGGAUUGAUGAACUAGUAGCAGAGGAACAUCUGGCAGUAGAUGCCAGAGUUUAUACUUAUGCAUUGGCUCUAAAGCGCGCAGCAGAAAAACCGCUCCAAGUUCCUUUUAUGAAGUUCUAGAACUGGACAAUGAGAAAUUUAAUUCAAAAACUGCCCAAGUUGGAUGGCUUAGAAGUACAACUCUUCUUGUAAUCAAGGUCCUUUGCUUUACUUGUAGAGCAAAAAAAAGUGUUUGUAGUAAUGAUUCUGGUAUUUUUAUUUUGAAUUAUGUAACUGACAAAAAUUAUUUCCUCUAACUGCUCUGUCAAGCCUUGACAGAGUAUUCAUAAUAAAAAUACUGUUUAAUUUUCAGAA